AUGCAAUUGAUUUAUACCCUCGGUGCCCUUUUAUUGGCAUCUUCAGCAUCUGCUGUCCCAUUCAAGCGUUAUGACAACACCACCGAAUCUUUGACUUCCUCGUCCAACGCCCCAGUCUCGUCAGCAACUUCUGCCGAAGGUACCACCACCAUUACUAUUGACGAGUGGGUAACUGUCACUUUACAGUCCACCACUCUUACCAUUCCAGCAACCGCCUCCAGCUCAGUUGCCGCAGCGGAAGCUGAAGCUUCAGCAGAAGAUGAAACCAUCACUUCUACUAUCAUCCAGUACAAGACUGUCACCUCUGGUUCAGUCACCACUGCUGUUCCAACCAACACCUUGACCUCAACCAUCACUGGUGCUGCCUCAACUUCUGACGACGACUCAAUCACCUCUACCCUGACCAUUACCAAGAAGACCACCGUUACCCUCGCAUCUUCAACUAUCACUGAAGAUGUCACCUCAACUGGUACUUCCACCUUCCCAGCUACUGUUACUGUUACCGUUACUGAAAACAACUGUCAAGCAUCCUCAACCAGCGCUGAUCAAGACAUCACUACUUCUACGAUUGUCGAGACCACCACUGCUACUGCUACUUAUCCAGUUACUGCCGAAUUCACUUACGGUGCUAACCAGACUACAACUAUUACUAGUUACGUUGAAGUCACUUCAACUCUUUACUCCACUACUACCACUGAAAUCACCUUGACUUCUAGUAGUUCUUCAGCAUCUGCUGUAGCUCCAGCUACAACCACUGAAGCAGAUGCCGCAGCUGCAGUUGCAACUACAUCUGCUGCCUCUUCUCUUUCCUCAUCAGCUUCAGUCACCUCGACUCCAAGUUACACUGCCAGCGGAAAUGGUACAUUCUACUCAUCUGCCGCCCCAAGUGCUUCAACUUAUGCCCCAGCUGCCGAAAGAAGAAGUUUAUUUAAUCUUUUUUAA
This is a messenger RNA of Dujonia railenensis, 942 nucleotides long. Lineage: Eukaryota; Fungi; Ascomycota; Pichiomycetes; Serinales; Debaryomycetaceae. The record is from the annotation of a GenBank genome assembly.